GACAAGUGCAACAUAGAGAGGGAUGAGAGAAGAUGGGAGAUCGAACAGGGUGAGGUCAGGUCUUUUAUAUCAGGGCGACAAAGAGUAUUGUAUUGGGGCACCAAACUGGAAGAGGUAAAACUAACCAAAACAGGUAAUUUACCGGUCCUCAUUUUACGGAAAUAAAUAAAAACGAUCUCCCAUCUCUCUCCAACAUCAACACAACUUUCCAUCUUCCCUGCAUCUCUCACUUCCACAAUUCGAUUUCCUGGAACAUGGAGAAACGCACAGCGGAGAGUCCGAUGGACUUUGAAUGGCAGUCCCGUGCUCCUGGGGAUACGUCGUCGCCGUUCUAUCAGCUCAGCAGCAUGCACCAGAAGAAGCGCACCCAUAGUGUGUUCGAUUCGCCGACGAAGAAGCCUACACCGUCUCUACGGGAACCAAACUCGCAACCUUUCCUCUUCUCGCUCCCCCCAUCACAGCCUCCCAAGUCGAUCUUUGGCCAACCAGCUUUCACGACUCCGCGCAAGAUCGAUCUAGACUUCUCCUCUGGUGCUGAGAACAUGUCCUCUCCCGAAGCCGACGAUGAUACACCCGAGCAGCCGUCGAAGACAGAACGACAGAAUUCGCUAUUCAACUUCUCCGCCCGGUUCCCACCAAGCCCUGGCAGGGGUGAAAUCCCGCGUAUAAACAACUAUUCCAACGCAGUGGCUCGGCGGAUCCAGAAGAGGCGACAGAGAGAUAGGGAACUUGAUAGACGUCUACGGCGGGGCAGCGAGACGGGCAGUGAUCGACCCGGCAGCAGCGAAGGACGGUCAACGGCAGGAUCAUUGCCCAGGGGCGAAGGAAAAUCGACAUCACGGUUAUCUUCGUUUGGGGAUUUCUUUGCCCUGCUUGAGGCUCACCCCAACAUUCCAAAUAUCCUCUCUUGGUGGGCCCAGCUGAUCGUGAACUUGACGCUCUUCUCGUUGGCUGUCUAUGUGGUGCUUACGUUUGUGUCUGCUAUUCGAACCGAGUUCGAUCAUGCGGCCGAAGAGAGGUCUGAUCUGAUCGUGGCUGAAAUGGCUGUGUGUGCGAAAAACUACGUUGAUAACAGGUGUGCUGGGGGAGAUCGCCUACCUGCGCUGGAAACUGUGUGCGAGAACUGGGAACGUUGCAUGAACCGUGAUCCAGCCAAGGUUGGACGGGCGAAACUCUCAGCACGCACCAUGGCCGAGAUCAUCAAUAACUUCAUUGAUCCUAUCAGCUGGAAAGCGAUUGUAGGUUAUAUUUUGUCCUCUUCUCCGUGCAGCCUUUUCCUGUUGUAUCCCCAAGCUGACCGCGUUUCCUGAAGCUCUUUUUCAUAGCGACGCUGGCUACUGUGACAGCAGUCAGCAAUUGGUCCUUCUGCUCCUUCAGACAGCGCCUGAACCAACGCGACUACGCCCAUCAUGCCACUAGUUUCCCCAACCACCCAUCAGGCCAGCAUCAUCCACCAAUGUAUUCGCAGCAGAUUCCGUACCAGAGCAUGCCAGGCUUUGGAUACUUUGGACGCCAGGAGCAAGACCAGGAGCUUCCCCAGCCUAAUCCUACUCGGGCCCCGAGCCUUCAAAAAGACACUCAGGAGGAGCCUCUGAUGAUCGAGUCGUCCCGUCAGUUGGAAUUUGUUACCGAUAGGAGCCGGGAGAGGAAAAGUCGCCUGCGAACACCCAGUCCUUCGAAGCGGGAGCGGAAAUUUCUGUGACGGUGGAGGUCCGUUGUGUAAUAAUCAUGGCACGGCGCAUUGGUUUUGGAUAACACUGGCGGGCAGCGGUUUUGUAUUAUUCUUCAUGAGUAUAGCUUCACUCUUGUUAGCUUGGUGUUUUGGCGAUUUGGAGAUAACUACGAAUUGUACUUGGUCAGUCCGCCUCGAGGCGUUUGUCUAUAUAAUCCUAGUCCUAGUUGUGGGCCAACUUGCCUUCUACCUGUUGCAUCUUCCAUGGUCCAAAACCGUACACAGGAUUUUGAAAGUCUUAGCAUAUAUCAUAACAGUAUUCUUG
Messenger RNA from Monascus purpureus, 1997 nucleotides. Lineage: Eukaryota; Fungi; Ascomycota; Eurotiomycetes; Eurotiales; Aspergillaceae. The record is from the annotation of a GenBank genome assembly.